GCCGUUCAAGAAGCCACAAGAAUCCAAAAACCGUGCACCUUGGUCACACCUCUUACAAGAUCAAGACGCAUAUCGAAAAAUCACAAAAAUCACAAAAAUCAGAAAAAGAUGUCAGAACGACCCCCGAAUUACCGACCCGGUUCGUGGCAGUGCUGCGCCUGCAAAUACGUCAAUAUCCCCGAGCUGGAUGAGUGCGCGAUAUGCUGUGCUGAAGGGCGAAGGCACUUCAAGCUCGCUCCUCCCCGCCUCCCGCUCCCUCGCAUGGGCGGCUCCCGGCCGUGUCCACUCUUUCGGGCCGGGGCCGUCAGGGCCUCGCCAACGCGAACGCACCCAGCAGCAGCUGCGACGGACCGAGAAGACAGCCGCGUCCAGCUCUCUACAAAAACCCCGCGGCGCCGAGGCCGCCCGCGGAAGCAUGUUACCACUACCGACGACGACAUCGACGCCCCCGCGCACGCCCUGCCGAAGAGGUACUGGAUUGAGAUCUCCUGCCUCGACCCUAGCCAAGCGCCCCCAGGCCGGCACGCGCAAGCACAUCGGCAACACACCCGUCAACAAACUUCUGUUCCCGGAACCAACAGCCCGUCGGUCUACGAGAUUGCCUUUUGAGAACGAGGAAGAGGACGACUUUGUGCCGUCCGAGGAUAACGCGGACCCCUCGGGCCAUGACUCCACGCACAAGAGGCGCCGGCUAAGCCAUCGUGACGCCAGUAGCCCUCCUUCGACGCCCAAGUCAUCAUCCAUCGCCAGACGAAGUCUUGGGCAAACGAUUAUCUUUUCCCCCCACGAUCCGAACGCAAGAACCAUCGGAAAUAUCGAACCGGACCGGAGUAUGAUCAAACAGCUUCUCGAGCUGCUCGAGGCCAAGGUCAAGCUUAACGAGCAGGGCAGACAAGACAAGCUGGCUGCCUGGGACGAGUAUGAUAGGCUCGUCUUCAACGCGGCCCUUUCCUUUUUUCCUAUGGCAUUGCAACGUCUUCGCUUGUCACUAAUCCUCGCCUCGGGCGCCAGCCGGGUUGGCGACGUCAAGUGGGUGUGCCUCCACGAGCACUAUCUCCACCUCUGUCGCAGACACAGAGACGCAAUGUUCAAAAGCACCUUGUUAUUUGCAUUCGAUCCUCUUCACCGCUAUCCCAGGUUGGCACAACUCUGCAUGGGCGAGGCAGUCGACGACAAAAACGAGCUCUAAAAGCUUUUGAUGCAACAGCUCGACGAAAAAACGUUUGGCCAGGUCUUCCCCCACGUCCGAAAUGUCAUCGAUUAUCCACGCACUGUUGCCAGGAAUGGCCAGGGCAAAUACUUUGGCGAGGUUAUGUUUUGCUCGCUGAUAAAGAUGCAGCUUGGCGUGUUCGUCCAAGAGCUACCCCUAAACCGGGAAGCCGUCAACGGCCCGAGCCCGCUGAGCCCCGCGGACAGCAGAGAGCGAUGGAAGGUCCGACAAGGCGGUCCGAAACAAAGCAGAGGCGGAUUCCGUCGGGCGGGCUUGUCUGGAUUGCUCCCAAGACGUCACCGCCGACUCUUUCGAGUGCUGCGAGCCCGGCGACCGUCGACCCACGGCUCCACAAGCCAAGGUCCCCGCCGCAGUCGACCUUGUCUCUGCUAGCAAGAGCGCCUUGGUAGUCUUUAGAUUGGUGUUAAACCCCUUACGCCCGAGGGGGUGCCGAACGGGGGGCAUUUGCAAGAGCGCGUGGCCGACAACCGCAGAGCAAGCCUUGAUUCUUUCGACGACAUUCUGUGGUAGCUUACAAAACGGGAGGGAAGCAUAAAUUGGGGGCGAUUCCGUUGCACGAUUUCCAUUGGCAAAUAAUCUAAUGACGCUUGUUCCUUGUGCACCAGUCCCGUGUCCCUAUUUCGUUCGCGAGGUGUGACAAUGGCGCUCACUCCCUGA
Molecule: messenger RNA, 1888 nt
Organism: Gaeumannomyces tritici R3-111a-1
Lineage: Eukaryota; Fungi; Ascomycota; Sordariomycetes; Magnaporthales; Magnaporthaceae
Exons: 10
Coding region: 188-1189 (333 amino acids)
Source: RefSeq, a predicted model, not a curated record